Molecule: messenger RNA, 501 nt
Organism: Monosiga brevicollis MX1
Lineage: Eukaryota; Choanoflagellata; Craspedida; Salpingoecidae
Exons: 6
Coding region: 1-501 (166 amino acids)
Biological process (GO): protein K69-linked ufmylation
Cellular component (GO): cytoplasm
Molecular function (GO): UFM1 conjugating enzyme activity
Source: RefSeq, a predicted model, not a curated record
AUGGUGGACGCCCAUACCCGCAAGACUUUGGCGGCCAUCCCGCUUCUGCGUGUGAAUGCUGGCCCGCGCAGCGGCGAUCUCUGGCGGGCGCGUCACAAGGAGGAGCUCAUGUCUUUAAUCACCUACGUGAAAAACAACAAGGAGAAUGACAACGACUGGUUUCGCCUCGAAUCCAACCCUGAAGGCACGCGGUGGUUUGGCAAGUGCUGGAUUGUUGUCGACAUGCUGAAAUACGAGUUUGAUCUGGAGUUUGACAUUCCGGUCGCGUACCCGUCCACUGCUCCUGAAAUUGCCAUUCCGGAACUGGACGGCAAGACGGCCAAAAUGUAUCGGGGCGGUAAAAUUUGCUUGACAGACCAUUUCAAGCCCUUGUGGGCGCGGAAUGUUCCCCAUUUUGGCAUUGCCCACGCCAUGGCACUGGGUCUUGGGCCCUGGCUGGCCGUAGAGAUCCCUGAUCUCGUCUCCAAGGGUAUCGUCAAGCACAAGGAGACCUCUUCCUGA